AUGGCUCCCGACCCAGCACCUCCCCUCCCCCUAGCCGCAAACCGCGCCGCCCUAUCAAACCGCAUAUCCCUCCUCCUCGCCUCCCAAUCCUCCGUCCUAAAGACCAUGAACCUCAGCAAGCCAACUGCUCCCACAACCAAGCGCCGCGCUAUACCAGAAAACGACAACGACGACGAUCUCGUGCGCGGCUCACGACCGAAUGAAGGCGUAGGAUACGUCCCGGAUAAGAAGGAUGCGCAGAAAAUUGGGAAUACGAAGGAGGAGAGGAUGUUGAGGGGGAGGUUGGGUAGGGAUGGCAAGGUCGUCAAGAAGGGAAAGGUGGAGGAGAGUGAGAGUGAGGAUGAUGUUGGGAGGAGUGCGCUGGGAAAGAGGAAGAGGCCGCGGAGAGAGGUUGAACCUGAACCUGAACAAGAGCCUGAGAAAGAAGGUGAAUCUACGGUAAUAGUUGAGAAGAUUGUCGAGGUCGAUGGUGACGUCAGUAUGAAAGACAACGAGGUCAAGGAUGAGGCGCAAGCAGUGACACCAAGCGAUGAAGGUGCAAACAAGAAGCGCAAGAAGAAGAACAAGAACAAGAAGAAGCAAAAGGUCAAGAACGGGGAAGAGAAGUAG
This is a messenger RNA of Fusarium falciforme, 609 nucleotides long. RefSeq lists its product as hypothetical. The record is from RefSeq and is a predicted model, not a curated record. The transcript has a single exon. Lineage: Eukaryota; Fungi; Ascomycota; Sordariomycetes; Hypocreales; Nectriaceae. Bases 1 to 609 code for a protein of 202 amino acids.